AUGUCAGCUCACGCAACACGAACUGUCAACGCAUCGCCUGAGCAAGUGGCACAUGAAGUGUGGGAGACGUUUCGACAGGCACAGCCCUUACCAGCUCGCUCUCUGUUGGAGCAACACCCUGGGGAACCAUGUCGCGGAACGUCCGUCGUGACGCGCGCGCUUUGGCGGUACCUGGUGGAUGCCACCAUGCAACCUUCAGCUGUGACGCAGGUGCAGCCAAUUCCAUUGGUAGCAGGUAUACCUCGACCGGCGACAAGGAUGACGCUGACGGACGCAUUCACUUUGAUGCAGACCGAGGCAGAGAGGGUGAUUGCGGGAUUUGAGGAAAGUGCAGCAGCAGGAACCCUAGUCGAGAUGCAAGAGCUGGCCCAGACCGGAGCAGCGCAAGGACAACAGGCAGGAACGACGUUGCGGCACCAAAUUCAGCGAAUCCAGGGGCUCAAUAUCUUCCGAGGGGUCCUUGACAGCGUUCCACCAGGGACACGCACAAGCACAGCGACCUUCCGCGACAUUGCGAGAAGCUUGCGCUUCCUUGCGAAUGACUGCAGAAGUAGACGCUCCUUGUACUUGCGAGACAGUGAACAACACGGUUGCAUACCUCUUCAAGAACUCUCUCAAUUCGUCUUUCCCUCACAACGCAUUCGAACGAGUGCGCCAUUGCCAGGCAGCAUCUUGCGAAUGCUCUACUUGCGGGGUGCAUUGGCGAUUGAAGAGGACUUGCCAAACAGGCCAGUGGCAGAACGACAGAGUAUGCAACGGUUGAUCCACUUGGCGCAGCUCUACUUUCAACGCUUCUGUGAGAUGACCUUGCACACUACGCCUGGCGGGACCAUGCUAGGUAGGGCACGGGCUGUCUCGCGUACGGCAAACGAACACCACCUUCAGCUCCUGCAACAUGGCUCUGUGAUGACCGCAGCGUUUCUCGGCAUUACGUCCACGGAUGGAUGUAUCGGCUUGCAUGAGUAUGUGCUGUCGCAGCAGGUGUACCAAGGCGCAUUCUUGAUGGAUAUUCUCAUGAUGUUCUUUGGCUUUGAUGCUGAAGACGCUCUGAGGCAUAUCAAGUUCAAGAUUCAACGGGACCCUGCUGACUUGCAAUGGUACGUGAGUACAAUGCUGAGAGUCCACUGCCCUCUGUUGUGUUGGUUGUUUGUGCAGCUAGGACUCAGCUCCAAUCAUCCGCGAGCUUGGACCAUGUCGCCGGAGGACACCCAACGCUACAUCUUGGCAACUCCCGAUUGCGCAGCAGCCUUUGCGCUGUUUGCCUUGUACGGUGAUGGUUCCAUUGAAGCGGAUGGCCUGAUGAGUUGGUACUCUGCUAACCUUGAGGAAUUGAUGGCCAUUCGUUCUGCGCUUGAGUUGAUGGUCCCAGAUCUUCAUGUGCGGCAGCCACGACUGAGACCUCAGCGUGGGGCACAUCGUCGAACGGAGUGGAUUCUGUCUCUGCAGAAUCGAGCAGCUGUUACUAGAAUGCAGCAAGUAGGUGCAAACCUGCCACGCCAUUCGAAGUACGUGCAAAUCUGCAGAAUGCUUGGUCUCGACGAUCCAAGGCCAUGGAUUACAGAUCCCCCUGACGACGAUGAGACUGAUGACGGCGACUAUGAUGACGGCGACCCUGAUGACGACGUGCAGCCGGUUGCUGCUGCUGCAGUUGUUGGUGUUGAUGACAACGUUGUUGAUGAUGGUGACGAGGUGGAAGAAGAGGGCCCAGAUGAAGAAGCCAGACAGCUUGAGGAGCUCAACCUGCGCAUCUUGGGUGAGCUAGGUCAAGCGGAGGAGGGUCCUGGCCUCACUUGUCCUUUUGCUGGGUCGUGCACUGCGUCAUGGCGCAUCGAUCAACGUGCUGCGGCAGUCAAGCAUGUGAGGAACAUCCAACGCAGACAUGACUAG
This is a messenger RNA of Protomyces lactucae-debilis, 1887 nucleotides long. RefSeq lists its product as uncharacterized. Lineage: Eukaryota; Fungi; Ascomycota; Taphrinomycetes; Taphrinales; Protomycetaceae. The coding region runs from base 1 to 1887 and encodes 628 amino acids. The record is from RefSeq and is a predicted model, not a curated record. The transcript is spliced from 2 exons.